GCAGAUUGGGCACGGCGACCGGCCCCACCGUCUCUGCUCCUCGCCCGCGCUGCCUGCCGCCGCUGCAAGAUCCAUGGCCCCGGCGACCGCUGGCAGCAGCUCCCGCGCGGUCCUCCCGCUUCUCCCCGCGCUGGCCCUCGCCGUCUUCGUCCUGCUUCUCGCCCCCGCCGUCGCCGGCGAGGAGGCCGCGGCGCCGCUGGAGUUCCACGUCGGCGGGCCGCGCGGGUGGCGCGUCCCGGACGGCAACACCAGCUACGGCUGGUGGGCCACGAACAACCGCUUCCGCGUCGGCGACCACCUCCUGUUCAGGUACGCCAACGACUCGGUGCUGCUGGUGGAGCGGCCGGCCUUCGACGCCUGCAACACCACGGCGCCACUCGCCACGUUCAACGACGGCGCCACCACGUUCCCCCUCGACCGCCCGGGCUUCUUCUGCUUCAUCAGCGGCGAGCCGGGCCACUGCGAGCAGGGCCAGAAGCUCGUCGUGCGCGUCAUGGUGCACCUGGCCGCGCCCGGCCCGGCCUCCGCUCCAGGGGCACCGGGACAGCCGGGCCACGUCGGCGGCCGCCCCAGGCCGCCGGGAUUGCCCGGCGCCACCUCCGACGCAACCACAGCCGCUGCCGCGGCCGCUGGCGUCGCCGUCGCGGCGGCGCUGGCUGCCUUUGUCAGCCUCGUCCUGAUGAUCGAGUGACAGCAGUUUUGCAGCGUAUGCAUGCGAACUCGCCUGCGUAGUUUGUUAGGUUAUUAUAAUCUUAAUCUGCCUGUGUUUAUUUCUGCUUAGGAUUCCUGUGGCUUUUUACAUAUUCAUGACUCUUCUCAUG
Molecule: messenger RNA, 821 nt
Organism: Panicum hallii
Lineage: Eukaryota; Viridiplantae; Streptophyta; Magnoliopsida; Poales; Poaceae
Product: early nodulin-like protein 1
Exons: 2
Coding region: 74-691 (205 amino acids)
Cellular component (GO): plasma membrane
Molecular function (GO): electron transfer activity
Source: RefSeq, a predicted model, not a curated record